AUGGAGGAAUGUGAAUUUAAAGAGCAUUUUCGAGUAAAUCGUAACACAUUUAAUUUCCUAGUUAAUGGAUUGCAUCCACAUUUAGGCAAAACUACCACAACUAUGCCAGAACCUAUUUCAGUAGUAAAACGUGUUGCAGUUGCAUUACAUUAUUUAGCUUCAUGUGAAGAGUAUCGUGUUGUGUCUAGCCUUUUUGGCAUAGGAAAGUCAAUAGUAAAUUUAAUUGUUCAUGAAUUUAUUAAUGCUGUUAAUGACAUUUUGCUCUUUAAAUAUGUUAAAUUUCCAUUGUCAGUGGAAAAUUUAAUUAAACAUAGUAGAGAUUUCAAAGCUAUUCUUGGUUUUCCACAAUGCGUUGGAGCUGUUGAUGGAUGCCACAUCCCUAUUUCAGUCCCUAAAGAUCAAGCAAUUUCUUAUUAUAAUUAUAAAAGGUGGUAUUCCAUUGUACUUUUUGCCAUUGUAGACUAUCGAUACCGUUUCAUUUAUACAAGUGUUGGAUCGCCUGGUAGAAAUAAUGACAGCUAUAUUUUGCAGAAUUCUUCUUUGAAAGCAAUUUUAGAAUCAAAUCUAUUUGAUAAAUGUUGUAAAGAGCUGGACGAUUCUCUUGCUCCGCUAUGUUUCAUAGGUGAUUCAGCAUUUCCUUUAACGCGUCAUUUGUUAAAACCUUAUCCUGAAAAUUUGGAGCUUAGUGAAAUUCAAUAA
Hydra vulgaris (swiftwater hydra) is the source of this 699-nucleotide messenger RNA. RefSeq lists its product as uncharacterized. The record is from RefSeq and is a predicted model, not a curated record. NCBI's taxonomy places the organism in Eukaryota, Metazoa, Cnidaria, Hydrozoa, Anthoathecata, Hydridae.